AUGAGAAGGCAGCUUAUAGAAUGGGUGCGUAUGGAACCGAAGCAAAGACCAAGGGGACAGUAUUUCUUACUUGAAGCAAACACGUCAUUUCCUAAACAUAACCGAUUAACACUGGAAGGAAGAGUACUUUCAGCGCUUUAUGCAGGUUUCUCGCGAUGGUGGUUUAAGAUAAAAUAUCACGAUAGCGGCAGUCCAUAUGGAUGCAACUACGAGGCUACAAUAUAA
This is a messenger RNA of Ostertagia ostertagi, 225 nucleotides long. The record is from the annotation of a GenBank genome assembly. Lineage: Eukaryota; Metazoa; Nematoda; Chromadorea; Rhabditida; Trichostrongylidae.